AUGCAUGCUGCUAAGGUGUUUGCUUUCCUCUUAUCUCAUCUUGUCCUCACAAAUGCCCAGGGUUGCGGCGACACCCCUGCCUGUAUUGGAACGGAAACUUGUGCCACUAUCACCCGCACAACACCUACACCGACAACCAUAACCACCUGCGCCCCAACCCCGACGUGUUUAUACGUAUACCAGGGUUGUUCAUCCGGAGGUGGCACCGACAUAUGCUGCUCGACGUACUGCGCCGCUACCAAGUGUAGACCAACGGAUCCCAAGUGGCCAAAUUGCCAAGAGGACCUGAUGUACUGCGACUCAGAUAACGAAUGCUGCUACAACAAUGGAUGUGUAGAUCACUUCUGCCGCAAGCCAGGAUCCUAA
Paracoccidioides lutzii Pb01 is the source of this 366-nucleotide messenger RNA. RefSeq lists its product as hypothetical. The record is from RefSeq and is a predicted model, not a curated record. Bases 1 to 366 code for a protein of 121 amino acids. The transcript has 3 exons.